This is a messenger RNA of Maudiozyma saulgeensis, 912 nucleotides long. NCBI's taxonomy places the organism in Eukaryota, Fungi, Ascomycota, Saccharomycetes, Saccharomycetales, Saccharomycetaceae. The record is from the annotation of a GenBank genome assembly.
AUGUCGGUUAUAUUGGUUUCAGCAGGUUAUGAUCAUACCAUUAGAUUUUGGGAAGCUCUAACAGGAGUUUGUUCACGUACUAUACAACAUUCAGAUUCCCAAGUUAAUAGAUUACAGAUUACAAAUGAUAAAAAAUUAUUAGCCGCAGCAGGUCAUCAAAAUAUUAGACUCUACGAUAUAAAGACAACUAAUCCAAAUCCUGUAGCAUCAUUUGAAGGUCAUAAAGGUAAUGUUACCUCUGUUGCAUUUCAACAGGAUAAUAAAUGGAUGGUAUCAUCAAGUGAAGAUGGGACAAUAAAAGUUUGGGAUGUUAGAUCUCCAUCCGUACCAAGAAAUUAUAAACAUAAUGCACCAGUUAAUGAAGUAGUAAUACAUCCAAAUCAAGGGGAAUUAAUUUCUUGUGAUAGAGAUGGUAAUAUUAGAAUAUGGGAUCUUGGUGAAAACCAAUGUACUCAUCAAUUAACACCUGAAGAUAAUACUCCUUUGCAAUCAUUAUCUAUUGCUAGUGAUGGAUCUACUUUAGUGGCAGCAAAUAGUAAAGGGAAUUGUUUUGUUUGGAAUAUGCCAAAUCAUACAGAUGCGUCAAAUUUAAAACCUGUAACAAAAUUUAAAGCUCAUUCAAAUUAUAUUACGAGGAUCCUAUUAUCAUCAGAUGUAAAACAUUUAGCAACAUGUUCUGCUGAUAAAACUGCUAGAGUAUGGUCUGUAGAAGAUAAUUAUAAAUUAGAAUCAACUUUAGAUGAACAUCAACGAUGGGUUUGGGAUUGUGCUUUUAGUGCAGAUAGUGCAUAUUUAGUAACGGCUUCAUCAGAUCAUUAUGUUAGAUUAUGGGAUCUUUCAACAAGGGAAAUCGUUAGACAAUACGGUGGUCAUCAUAAAGGUACGGUAUGUGUAGCAUUAAAUGAUGUUUAA